CUCAGAGGCUCAGCUAGGCGCGCUGUUCUACUGCAGACCAAGCGGAGCAGCAGCGAGGGACAUGAGCGGAACGGGAGCAAGGCCUGAGAAGAUCCACUCGGCACGGAGAGGUGCACCUAUCCGCUCCACCAGGGCGCUCGCUCCUCGGCCUCGUAUCGCUCUCUCACACGACUUGCACUACCAGGGCGACGUAUCCACCUGCUGCACGUCCAAUCGCUGCAAUGAUACGCUCAAAGAUCACCACUGUCACCGCUGCUGCUGCUGCGAGGGUGGCAUCAGCACGGCCGAUGGUCCGAGAUCUUCGCAGUACCCCCCAACCAUCGGCAGCCCCACCGCAAUCACAAUUGCGAUCACGGACAUUUGCAAGCACUGCGACUCCUGCCCUUGCUUCAUCUUCUUCCUGUUCCUCCUCGUCUUCCCCUCCACCACCCUCUACGCCCGCCUCUGCGCCGGCCUCCUCCACGCAGUCACGAUCAUCUGCCUCAUCUCUUCAAGACGAAGAGUCUUAUCCGCCUCCCUAUUCGUCGUUCUACAACGAGUCGGACCGUAGCAAUGCGACCUCCCCUUCUCAAUCUUCCUCCUCUGCCUCGUCAUCAUCUCCCGACAAGCAAGCACAAUCAUCACCUUUGACGCCCAGCCCAUCCUUCGCGCCUCCCAUCUCCUCGGCUAUGCCCUCGCCAAUCUCCACAUUCGGCGCACCACCAACGCUUCUGCAGCAGUACACAUCCAUCCCGCCUACGAACCUCUCUCUACAAGCCGUCUUGUCCCUUUCUCCCUCCUCAUCCGAAUCCCCAACUCAAGCUCAAGUUCACGCCUCGGCCCUCUUUACAUCCCGCGAGCUGCCCAUCCGAUUGGCUCGGCGAGUAGCCGCUUUCCGCGCUCUCCCGUUCAUCGUGGGGGCGAAUCCGCACAUUGGUAAAGUGGCGAGACUGUAUGCAGACAGCUUCGAGACGUUGGCCACGUGGAGGGAGAGACUAGAGAAAGGGAAUGAAGGAGAAGAAGAGGCAUUUGUAGAGUCGCUGAGGGAGAUGGUGGAAAGACAUAGAGAUAAUGUGCCCAGUCUAGCAAGAGGUUUUUUGGAGUGCGCUUCUUAUGCAUCACCCACUGCUGUAUCUGCAUUCCUGGACGAGGCCAUUCACGCACGAAUCGGUAUCCGCCUAAUCGCCGAACAGCACCUCUCCCUCGCCUCUUCCUACUUUCACUGCCAAGGGUCCAGCAGCUCCCUCGCCUCCUCCUCUAUGCGGUCCACAAAUCCAGACGGUACGGUCCCCCCUCCCAUCGCCUCGCCAGGAACGAUCCACACCGACUUGAGCCCAUACACGGUGCUGCGACACGUAGGCGGCGUGGUGACGGAGCUUUGCCAGUCCACCUUGGGUGUAGCGCCAAAGCUUCUCAUCGAGGGUCACACCUCGGCGACGUAUGUGGGCGUGCCUGUACACCUAGAGUAUGUCCUGACGGAACUCCUGAAGAACUCAUUCCGGGCCAGCGUAGAGCAAUCUCGUCGACGCGCAAAGGAAGGCAAGGGCCGGUCGAGGCGGUACGAGGACUACGAAGAGGAAGAGGUGAAGCCGGUCAAGGUGACCAUUGCCAAGAGCAAGCGACACCUUUCCCUCCGGAUUCGCGACCGUGGGGGUGGUAUCCACCCCAGCGAUCUCAACCGUGUCUUCUCCUACGCCUUUACCACUGCGGGUCGCAAUGCGUCCAAGGGCUCGCCCAGCUCGCAGGAUGCAGAAGCUGGACCGUACUCGAUGCAAGCCAAUGCGGGCUCGGGUGGAGGCGACUCGACCAUCGAUGGUCUUUCAGCUCUAUCGGCUAGUGCUGGACUGCAGUCGAGUGUGGGCACGCUGGCGGGACUGGGGUAUGGACUGCCAAUGGCGAGGCUCUACAGCACCUACUUUGGACAGGGAAGCGAGCUGGGCAUUGUCAGUUUGUGGGGCGAGGGGUGCGAUAGCUUUGUGCGCUUUGCAGCUAAUCCGCUGUGAGGAUACACUAGAUGUGCCGUUAUACCGACCGAUGUUCAUCGUUAAUGCAACGCAAAGUCGUACAAAGCACAGGCACCCUCCCUUCUCCCGGCCGUAUUAAUUCUCCCCCGCCUAUUCUUUGCUCCCACUUGCCCCCCUCUUUCCCGAUUUUGCCGCCUGAUCUGAGCGUCGAGAGAUUCCCGCUCCGCUCCUCUGCUUUUGUUCCCGCACCCGCACCUCGCUUGCGCCUCGGUUGAGAUGCAGGCAGGCAAGGCAGGCUGACCUCAUCUGGAUCUGGGGGGCAAGGGAAAGAAGGAAAACGGGAGGAAC
This is a messenger RNA of Microstroma glucosiphilum, 2291 nucleotides long. RefSeq lists its product as hypothetical. Gene Ontology annotation, cellular component: mitochondrion. NCBI's taxonomy places the organism in Eukaryota, Fungi, Basidiomycota, Exobasidiomycetes, Microstromatales, Microstromataceae. The record is from RefSeq and is a predicted model, not a curated record. Gene Ontology annotation, molecular function: pyruvate dehydrogenase (acetyl-transferring) kinase activity. The transcript is spliced from 2 exons. The coding region runs from base 222 to 1982 and encodes 586 amino acids. Gene Ontology annotation, biological process: regulation of glucose metabolic process; protein phosphorylation.